AUGUUCAUGGUGAUGAGCUCGAUUGCAGAGGUGGAUGACAUUGCCAACACCUUCAUCUCCCUCGGCUUCUUCGUCCUCCUCAACUUUGUGGGUCAACUCACCCACUUCAUCUUCCUCCUCCUCAGCCUUGUUGUGCUCUGCAAGAAUCCCUUCACCAUUCUCAAAUACUCCUUUCCAAGCUACUUCAUUGCAUUCGCCACAACAAGCGCUGUGGUCUGCUUACCGAAGGCCUUCAUUGCCUGUGACAAAUACGGCAUUCCUCAACGCAUCUCCCGAUUUGUGCUGCCGUUUGCUGGAACUAUGAAAAGUGACGCGUCGGCCGUCUUCAUUGCGGCCUCGUGUUUGUUCGUCGCUCAACAGGCAAACGUUGAGCUUGAUGCUGGCAAAGUUGUCAUCGUGAUCAUUCUCGCCUUCGCCUACGUGACUGCAUUGCCCAAUAUUCCGAGUGCCAGUGUGGUGGCUGUGGUGACUAUUCUAGGAUCCAUUGGUGUGGAUGAGAAGGGCGCAUCUCUGCUCUAUGCCGUUGAGUUCAUCAAACCGCCUUGCCUCGCCUUCAAAUGUCACCUCUUCACUUCGAAGCUGCUUACUUACACUUGUAGUAAUCGUCUGCGAUCAGGCAAUACUAUCCUCUCCCACACCUUCUGCACCGCUUUCCUGUAUCACAUGUGUGAGGAGGACCUGAAGAAAAGAAAAGAGGGAGGUGAAGUGUUGGAAACUGCAGAGGAGACGCACAGCACAGCCUUCUGA
Messenger RNA from Echinococcus granulosus, 747 nucleotides. RefSeq names its product Neutral amino acid transporter A. Gene Ontology annotation, molecular function: neutral L-amino acid transmembrane transporter activity; glutamate:sodium symporter activity; L-glutamate transmembrane transporter activity. The coding region runs from base 1 to 747 and encodes 248 amino acids. Gene Ontology annotation, biological process: L-glutamate transmembrane transport. Lineage: Eukaryota; Metazoa; Platyhelminthes; Cestoda; Cyclophyllidea; Taeniidae. The record is from RefSeq and is a predicted model, not a curated record. The transcript is spliced from 4 exons. Gene Ontology annotation, cellular component: plasma membrane.